CAUCUUAGUCGAAGGGACUGAAGAUUCGCCGCCGCCCCAAGUCCCGGUAAACACCCGCGGGCGGGCUGGGAGCCGUUCUGGGGACCGGAGGGAGCCUGGAUGUAACAUGCAUUUCACAGUGGCCUUCUGGAGACAACGCCUUAACCCAAAGAAGUGACUCGAACAGUGAGAAAUUCAGGUUUGCUGUCCUAUUGGUGAUAUGUCUGACAGUGGUAGCUUGAUCAUGAAGUCACAACUUCAGAUCACUGUCAUCUCAGCAAAACUUAAAGAAAAUAAAAAGAAUUGGUUUGGACCAAGUCCUUAUGUGGAAGUCACAGUGGAUGGACAGUCAAAAAAGACAGAAAAAUGCAACAAUACCAACAGCCCCAAAUGGAAGCAACCCCUUACAGUUAUCGUUACCCCUGUGAGUAAAUUACAUUUUCGAGUGUGGAGUCACCAGACACUGAAGUCUGAUGUUUUAUUGGGAACUGCUGCAUUAGAUAUUUAUGAAACAUUAAAGUCAAACAAUAUGAAACUUGAAGAAGUGAUUGUGACUUUGCAGCUUGCAGGUGACAAAGAGCCAACAGAGACAAUGGGAGACUUGUCAAUUUGUCUUGAUGGGCUGCAGUUAGAAGCUGAAGUUGUCACUAAUGGUGAAACUACAUGUUCAGAAAGUACUUCACAGAAUGAUGAUGGCUCCAGAUCCAAGGAUGAAACGAGAGUGAACACAAGUGGUUCAGAUGACCCUGAGGAUGGAGGGUCUGGUGAAAAUAGAAGGGUCAAUGGGAACAAUUCUCCAUCACUUUCAAAUGGUGGUUUUAAACCUUCUAGACCUCCAAGACCUUCACGACCACCUCCACCCACCCCACGUAGACCAGCAUCUGUCAAUGGUUCACCAUCUACCACUUCUGAAAGUGAUGGAUCUAGUACAGGUUCUCUGCCACCAACAAAUACAAAUACAAAUACAUCUGAAGGAGCAACAUCUGGAUUAAUAAUUCCUCUUACUAUAUCUGGAGGCUCAGGUCCUAGGCCAUUGAAUCCUGUAACUCAAGCUCCCCUACCACCUGGUUGGGAGCAAAGAGUGAACCAGCAUGGGCGAGUUUAUUAUGUAGAUCAUGUUGAAAAAAGAACAACGUGGGAUAGACCUGAGCCUCUACCUCCUGGCUGGGAACGGCGAGUUGACAAUAUGGGACGCAUUUAUUAUGUUGACCAUUUCACAAGAACAACAACAUGGCAGAGGCCAACAUUGGAAUCUGUCCGGAACUACGAACAGUGGCAGCUACAACGUAGUCAACUUCAAGGAGCAAUGCAGCAGUUUAACCAGAGAUUCAUUUAUGGAAAUCAAGAUUUGUUUACUACAUCACAAAAUAAAGAAUUUGAUCCCCUUGGUCCUUUGCCACCUGGAUGGGAGAAGAGAACUGAUAGCAAUGGCAGAGUAUAUUUUGUCAACCACAACACUCGAAUUACACAAUGGGAAGACCCCAGAAAUCAAGGUCAGUUAAAUGAAAAGCCGUUACCUGAAGGCUGGGAAAUGAGAUUCACAGUGGAUGGAAUUCCAUAUUUUGUAGACCACAAUAAAAGAACAACUACCUAUAUAGAUCCACGCACAGGAAAAUCUGCCCUAGACAAUGGACCUCAGAUAGCCUAUGUUCGGGACUUCAAGGCAAAGGUUCAGUAUUUCCGGUUCUGGUGCCAGCAAUUGGCCAUGCCACAGCACAUAAAGAUUACAGUAACAAGAAAAACACUGUUUGAGGAUUCCUUUCAACAGAUAAUGAACUUCAGUCCCCAAGAUCUGCGAAGACGUUUGUGGGUGAUUUUUCCAGGAGAAGAAGGUUUAGAUUAUGGAGGUGUAGCAAGAGAGUGGUUCUUUCUUUUGUCACAUGAAGUUUUGAACCCAAUGUAUUGCCUGUUUGAAUAUGCAGGGAAGGAUAACUACUGCCUGCAGAUAAACCCCGCUUCUUACAUCAAUCCAGAUCACCUGAAAUAUUUUCGUUUUAUUGGCAGGUUUAUUGCCAUGGCUCUGUUCCAUGGAAAAUUCAUAGACACAGGUUUUUCUUUACCAUUCUAUAAAUGUAUCUUGAACAAACCAGUUGGACUUAAGGAUUUAGAAUCUAUUGAUCCAGAAUUUUACAAUUCUCUCAUCUGGGUUAAAGAAAACAAUAUUGAAGAAUGUGGUUUGGAAAUGUACUUCUCCGUGGAUAAAGAAAUUCUAGGUGAAAUUAAAAGUCAUGACUUGAAACCCAAUGGUGGCAAUAUUCUUGUAACAGAAGAAAAUAAAGAGGAAUAUAUCAGAAUGGUAGCUGAGUGGCGGUUAUCUCGAGGUGUUGAAGAACAGACACAAGCUUUUUUUGAGGGUUUUAAUGAAAUUCUUCCUCAGCAGUAUUUGCAAUACUUUGAUGCAAAGGAAUUAGAGGUCCUUUUAUGUGGAAUGCAAGAGAUUGAUUUAAAUGACUGGCAAAGACAUGCAAUCUACCGUCAUUACACUAGGACAAGCAAACAAAUCAUGUGGUUUUGGCAGUUUGUUAAGGAAAUUGAUAAUGAGAAGAGAAUGAGACUUCUGCAAUUUGUCACUGGAACUUGCCGAUUGCCAGUAGGAGGAUUUGCUGACCUCAUGGGAAGCAAUGGACCACAGAAAUUCUGCAUUGAAAAAGUUGGGAAAGAAAAUUGGUUACCCAGAAGUCAUACCUGUUUUAACCGCCUGGACCUUCCACCCUACAAAAGCUACGAGCAACUAAAGGAAAAGCUGUUGUUUGCCAUUGAAGAAACAGAAGGAUUUGGACAAGAAUAACUUCUGAGACCUUGUACCACUGAAGGACAAGAACUUACUUGCAGUGUUUGUCCAUUUCCUGCCUGUUGCACAUCUUGUUGUAAAAUUGGACUGUGACUGUUUAGAAAGUUAUCUGAGUGUAAGUAAAUUAAUGUUAUCAUUGAGAUUUAUCUCCCAGUGAUUCUGGAUUUCUAUUCAACAUUUCCAGAGAUCAGAUCUAUAAAUGAUUAGUCACAACCUUACUUAACAUGAGAUUUAACACAGCAAUGAAAUCUGCCUUGUCUUACUCCACUAGAUUGUUUCCUUAACAGUUUUGUGUGUAUGUCAAAAGUCUCACUUGGGAGUAGGUUUUUUACUUUUAGAGAGAUUCUGCAAAUAUGCAGGGAAGUCUCAUGGUAACUGCAAUAUACAAGAUCUUCCUAUUAAGCCUCUUGCUGAAAGGUAUUUAAUAAAAGUGCAAGCUUAUCCCAGUUUCUGGGCACGUGAGCAGACUUCUAGCUUGUGCUCUCCCUCCCAUUUCAGCCUGGCCUGACUGUUCUUCCUUUCUGGAGCAUGAAUACAUGCAUUAUAUUUUGAUGUUAUUCAUGGAAGUAAUAUAAGACUCUGGCAUCUCUCUACAAAGCAGUUGUGUCUUUUGAAUUCAGGGAAAAGUUGGUUCCAGAUGGCAAAUGAUUUCAUACCUCUCUUCAAUUGGAAGUUUGAUUGUUUUAAUUGCCUUGCAAAUACUAAACAAAGAAUAUUAUAUUAACACUGUGGUUCCUUCACUUUUAUUUUUAAAAAAUAAUCUGGAAUUGGAAUUAAUUUAGCUGAAUUCAUCAAAGGCCAUUAUUGAUGAUUUUUGUAUGAUUAUAUAUAAUUUGAGGCUUUAUAGUUUUUCAACAGUUUCAAUUGUAUUUAAUUAUUGCUAAGGAGUUCAAGUUGUAACUAGAGUAUUGCUAGUUCAAAUACAGGUUAAUGAAACAGCCUCUGAAAUUAUAUUUUUAUGUGGGAGGGAGAACUAUAAUACUGGCUAAAAAAGAAGGGAAGAUAAAAUCUAGUAACCACAUAAAUGUAUUCUCUGUAUGAAUUAAAAAUCUUCAAAAUUAUCAUUUCUCUGACACAUUCUGGAGUAGUCAUUUCCAUUCUUUAUAUUAUCCUGAAUUGAAUUGAAAUCCCUCAUCUACAAUGUUCUUUUCACCCCUAAAAAUUUUGGCAAAUUUUCUUUUUUCCCCAUGACUAGUUUAUUUUAGACUGCUCCGUUAGUAACUAACUGAUGCACUUUCACCUUUUCUAUAGUUAUUUAAUUUAACUUGGCUUAGCUUAGAGUGUCAGGAUAGCUGUCAUCAUAGAUUUGAUUUUAUGGGCAGUGAGAUGAAGCCUAAGCCAGCUGAGUCCCUAUCAUAACUGAACCCUGAGGACAGUCUUAUAACUCCUGUAACAAGGACUUUGGCAUGUUAAGUAUCAUAGCAUGAACAAGUAGCAUUAAGCCAAGAAUACACAGAGAGUAGCAGACCCUGGAAAGAAAAUGUUUUUAUGUUCCAAACUGCUCUUCCUGUUUAAAUCCUGGAAGAACAAAAACAUUUUUAACUUGUAUAUCUGUACUCUUUGACACUGCCAUCAUAAAGCAGAGACUUGCCUGAGUGAAAGGGUUGCCUCAUCCAGAAACUGUCAGUGUAAAGGGAGAAUUUAGGCUCUCCCCAACCCUAUCUUUUUUUAACUCCACAUACCCUAGGAAAUACAAUGUGAUCUCUAAAAGCCUAUUUCCAAAGUAGGGUCUCUCUGCCUUUUUGUUGGUAGGGUAAAAAAACCCUGUUGCUUUGUCUUACAGAGCGAAUGUCUGCCAACUACCCAUUCAUUAUAUAAGCCUGAACUUUGGUAAUAUAUGGCCAUGAAGAUUAAGCCUUCUAUAAAGACUUCCUAUUGAGGUGAAUUCUCAUUCUGAAAUGUAGUUACCUACAAUAUUUACUAGAGAUUUACGAGAUUAAAUUAAGAGAUGUAAGAAAAUAGGCUUUUUUUGGUUCUACAUAAUGCUUCAUAAUUCAUUUAGGAACCUAGAAAUAUUGUGUGAAAUGUAUAAAUAUCACCCAAAAGGCUUUCUACCCUAUAUUUUUAAAAUACAGAAUAGGUAUAUUUGAUAUAGCCCUGGCCCUAGUUCUAUAGGGCUUGGCUAUUUAAUAUUUUUAUGGAAGAAACAUUUAGUUCUGGAAAAGGUAAAUGCUUGUAUAUAUUUUUGCAGCCUGGGAUCUCCCUACUCCAUUUCUUCCUUUAAUUUAAGUGGCCACAUGUAUAUGUCUUCCCUGCUGUGUUAGGAAAAUGGGGGCUGGAUAUCCCAAGAAUCAGAGGUUAUAUAAAAAAAAAUACUACAAAUAGACAGCAGACAUGAAUAUCUACCAAAUGCUAUCUUAAAUUUUGGUCCAAACUGAACAUUUGGAAAUAGAUUUAUUGUAAGUGUUUAGAGCUUUUUCUUAAGUCUGAACUAAAUUGUUUUUAAAGUCCUUUUUCUUUGUAAAGCAUUGUAAAUGCUAAUAAAUCCUGUUAAUUCUUUUUUUUUUUUUUUAUUUUAACUGCAUGUUACAUUGAAAUAAAAACAAAGUAAAAUGAA
Marmota flaviventris (yellow-bellied marmot) is the source of this 5327-nucleotide messenger RNA. Lineage: Eukaryota; Metazoa; Chordata; Mammalia; Rodentia; Sciuridae. The record is from RefSeq and is a predicted model, not a curated record.